AUGGUUCCUGACCAAAAUGUGGACCAGAUGAAUGUGACACCCGAAUCACCCCUUUCGUUUACAGGUUUUGGGUCGAAUGCUUUCUCUAUUGAGCAGUUGUUGGGCACAUAUUUCCCUGUUAUUGGUUCUGGACAGUUUUUAGCCACGGAAGUGAAUGUAUGUGUUUCCGAAGUCAUGAAUCUUGCGAGCAAGGAAAUUUUGGUGAAAGAUGGAGAGAUGUAUGAUGACUUAUCAAUACGUUAUCAGGAUGCUACUACCAAGGUAUCUUCUCUAGAAAAUCAAGGGACGCUCGCCCAGGCGAAGUAUGAAUCUUGUCUCCAGGAGAACAGCGUGUCGCGUUCUCAGCUUCUUAACAAGUCUUGA
Molecule: messenger RNA, 363 nt
Organism: Lactuca virosa
Lineage: Eukaryota; Viridiplantae; Streptophyta; Magnoliopsida; Asterales; Asteraceae
Source: the annotation of a GenBank genome assembly